AGAAAUCAAAGCUUAAUAUAUACUUCUCUUUCAUUUAUUUUUCCCCUCAAAAACUCUCUUUUUCCCUCAUUCAAAGCUCUCUCCUUUUCUCUGUUUCUUCAUUUGUUUUGAUACGUUUGAUCAAAAACUCAUUUUUCCUCUUCUUUGUUCCCAUUUUCUGGCUGAUUUUAGUCAAAGAUUAUAGCUUUUCCCCUGCUUUGUCUCUGUUUCCUUUCACUUGGAUUCCUCUGUUUUUGCUCUGUUUUAAGUCAUACUCAUAAAAAAGUAACCAUUUUCUCACCUUGUGUUUUGUUUUUGCUUCAAAGUCCCUUCUUUGGUUUUGAUCACAAAUGGGGUUCUCCAAAAAGCCACAAGUAGAUGGAGUAUUAGACUCAGAAGGGAAGAAAUGGGUAAUAGCCGGUAUCGCCAUAAGGACUUCAUUGAAGCCAAUAAACACAAAACCAAGAGGAAAAGAAAGUGAAGAAGAGGAAGAAGAACCUUGUUCAACAACUCCAACUUCAAAAGAAGCAAGAAUACCGGACAAAUUUCCUUGCCCUCCAGCUCCAAGGAAGCCUAGGCUUCCUUUAAGAUGCCAUUAUAAUGGAGUUAGGGAGUUCUUUACUCCUCCCGAUUUGGAAACAGUUUUCAAGCGCCAUGUUGAGAAAGCAAAUUGAGUUUGAAAUGACUACUUUUUAGAGUAAAAGUUCAAGUUUUUAGGUUAGGAGGUUUUUUUUUUUGUUUUUUUUUGGGUCUUUUUGCAUUAGUAACUCUUUCUCUAACCAAUAUAGUGGAGAGGAGUUGAAGGUGUACAAAGAUAUGAUAAUUUGAAUGAAAUGAGUAGUGUAGUUUAGGUCAGUUGAGUAAAGCUUUCUCUAUAUGUAUUCAAGUUUCUUGCUUUUAGCUAAUACUACUAGCUGGUAAGUUCAUACUUCAUCUCUGACUUUGGUGCUUGAUUGCUUGUGUUGGAAUGGUUUGGAUUAUGGAACUUCUUGUACUGCUCUAGAUGUUUGAAUUGAAGCUUGAAGACUAUAAAAUUAGUGGUGAUAUCCAAAUGAAUGAUUUUGGGUUUUUUUUUUGGUUUGAAAUAUUGGAGGUUUUGG
Molecule: messenger RNA, 1079 nt
Organism: Durio zibethinus
Lineage: Eukaryota; Viridiplantae; Streptophyta; Magnoliopsida; Malvales; Malvaceae
Source: RefSeq, a predicted model, not a curated record